UCUGACACCCUGCGAAAAGAACAAGGUUGGGUGGUAUUCUGGUCCCGUCAGCUUGGAUCGAGGUGGAUUAGCCUGCGACAAUGGCUCAUAUGGCCCCCAAUCCUACUGCUGUCGAACCCAUGAUCAACGAAUUCGAUACGACUAUCUCAGACUCCCCCUCAAGUCUUCCUCAGACACCCCGCGACACCAAACCUUCGUGGGUCGCUGGCAAACGGAACAAACUCCUCAGGCGUAUUCCUCUCUUCAAGCCGCCCAAGAUGGAGGCGCACAUGAUGGCUUCGACUUCAUCUACGCCUACAGACAAUCAACAUGUCGGAACUGAGUAUACCUCUACCCAACAUGAGGGAGCCGCUCGCUCUGUUUCUCCCGAUUCAGCGUUACUCGGCAUGGGGCACGGUGGACAACACGGAGAAGGAUCUCAGUCGCCGCCGCCGCCGCCGUCCAACUCACAAUAUCAGUAUCAGAGCGUUCCCUCGCCGCCAUUAUACCCGGAGCAGCCGCAGUCUCCAAAGGAGGCGGACAUGGGCAUCUAUCCUGCUUACCCUGCCACGUUCCCCGGAGGAUUCCAUUCAUACUCGCCGCCGCCCAUGGCAAUGUACGGAGGAUCGCCCAUGACACCUCAGGUGAUUAACUUCCAGAACUGGGGACAGGCCUAUGAUACCCAGAGCUUGAUGAGUUCCCCUCAAACCCCCUUCACUCCAUUUGGACAGCCACCUUUUGGGCAGCAAGUCUAUGGACAAGCAGGAUACGGACAGCCACCCUAUGGACAGCCACCCUUCGAAUGCCCUUCCCAGAGCGGCCCAUAUCGCGACAAGGUCAGCUGGCUGGGGACAACCUUGUGGUUCCUGUCUAUUUUCUCAACUAUCGGGAGCGGCAUCUGGUUGGGUGUCGCCUUUAUUCAACCUAAAUGGGGAAAAACAGUUUCCUCCACUAAUGGAGCCCUUCCACCGUCGACGGCUUCUUUGCUCACUGCUCUGAUUGCCAAGUUGAUCGAAACCUCCUUCGUUGCCGUGUUUGUUGCCUCUGUUGGUCAGAUCCUUACAAAGAAGGCUUUUGAUGUUGGAAACAGAGGUGUUACGUUGGGCGAGUUCGGCAUGAAGAAUUGGGUUGUUUCGCCAGGCUUGAUGUUUACGAAUAUCAGAUCCUGGAAGAAAGUGGGAUUUACCCCCUUAGGUAUUUUAUGUAUGCUCGCCACCCUCGUCGCAGUGCUAUACACCACAGCCUCGGACGCCCUCGUUGCCCCCAAGUUAAAAUGGGGCAAGCCCGAAAUGAUCGUCAUGAAGAAUUACGCCAUGUCUGGCUAUGGGAACGUAACCUUCGUUAAACAAAGCUGUCACCUGCCGGAUGGGCUGCUGGCCGAUGACCAGGGCCAAGAUAGUUGUCUUGCUGCGUCUCUUUCGGGUUUCUCAUACCAUAACUUUCAAGCCUUCCUGUCCACAUGGUCAGAGUUUGGCCGUAACAACACAAAGCCAGAGGGGCGUUACAUGCCUAACAGGCCCCCAGUAACAGCAACGCUUUAUGACAAUGUCACUGUUACAGGGACGUGGAUUAAUACCGAACAUAGUGACCCCAUGACAAGCUACGAGAAGUACAAAAGGAUUGUCAACAAUGUGACUCUAGCAGUUCCUCACCCUGGUGUGUACGACGCAGCAACGGAUCCCACAAACGAAAUCCUCCAGCCUAGCGAUCUUUCCGGAGUCGGAGAAUACAGGUUAGCGGCAAGCGCGGUCAGCCCGGCGUUGAAUGUCCUCUGCGUGGGGAUGACCGAAAAGGAGCUUGCGCCUCUUGUAUAUACGGCAUGGCCCCAUGCCAACUUGACGGACGCGGAACUCCCAGGCGAAAAGACAGGCGGAUUGAACUGGAUAGACCAGGUCCCUCGUUACGACUGGGCUCCCAACGAAACUGAAUGGCUAAACCGAACCGUUGUGGACGACAUAUUCAGAUGGGGCGCAGCCUACCAUCGACGGCCACCGGUCUUUCAGAGGUUUCCGUCAGAGUACAACGUAAUCAUCAAUGCGACAGUGCAAGGCUCAACAAACUGGACCUACAAAUCAGGCUCUGUCUAUACACUCGUCAACAACAAUGCCACGGACGACUAUACGUUGUGCGAGAUUCGGUCGUGGCUCUCCAUCAACUGUUCAACGCACCUCAACAUCUCAGGGACAACCGGCGCUCAUAUGUCAGCCAAUUGUGAAGAUGAACAUGAUCUUGUCAGCUACCGCAAGUCAGUCCCAGACGCUGUGGAAUCGGAUGAGGCUGACUGGAAGUGGUUGGCGCAAUCAUGGCAGCUAGCCAUUUACAUGAAUUCCGGGUUGACGACUCUGAAUGCGUCGCGAGAUCGAAUCCUAACUGCACUACCUUUGGAGGAUCACCAUCUCCCCAACAGAGUGCCAUCCCUCGCUGAAGUCCUGGCGGCACUUGUCAGCCCGACGUUGAUAUCUGGCUCUAUAAAGACGCCUCUUGUUAACUACUGGCCCCCAGAGGCGGUAAACGCUCCUUUGCCAGGAUGGGAGAAUAAGUUCAACGCCUCGAUUACGAAACAAGAGUACACAUCGGGCUCUGCUAUGGAGUGGCAACGCGCGUUCCUUUUGAUUCUGAUUUUGGGGUUUUUGCUAAACUUGUUUUGCUUGGUCCAUCUGUUCAUUCAGCUUAGGGGACGGCCACUUACCGACUUCACGGAUCCUGCAAACUUGUUUGCUUUGGCCAUCAAUUCUCCUCCAAGUCAGGCACUGAGCGGAACAUGUGGAGGCGGACCCAAAGGUUAUCAGUUGGAUGUGCCAUGGCGUAUCGGCUACUCGGAACAAGCAAACCACUACUUCUUUGAGGAAGCGACUGAAAAGAGGCAGAGGCUCAAGAGGAAGAAGGCAAUUGACCGUCGGGAUAUGGUCACUUCGGAAAUGGAGCUGAUAGACUUCAAGGAUGGCGAUACCAAGGCGAAGACGGAUGAUCCAAGACAGAGCUAUGUCAAGUUGAGCAACCAUAAGAGCUGGUUGUAAGGGUAUCUAUCCGGAGGAAAUAAUGUUGCUGAUUCGGCACGGGACAUAGCGCAGCAUGGAUAUUUGCUGUCGGUAACACUAGGUGAAGUAAUGACCCAUAAUACAUGAUUUUACGCCUCUAUCCUUCAUUUUCCCCUCUUUCCCUGAUUCUUUGUCGUCAAUUGAUGCCACCAGUACUUAAGAGUGGGUAGCCUCUGCGUCUAGUCCCUCACAAUUUCCGAGUGAGUAACAAGCCAAUAUGCAAUGGAUGUGGUACAAGCAGCCCGAAGGGUGUCAUUGACAGCGGAAUAAGGCACGUCUGAUAUUACCUGCACAAUCAGGCAAGAUUAUCCCCACG
Neurospora tetraspora is the source of this 3333-nucleotide messenger RNA. RefSeq lists its product as uncharacterized. The transcript has 7 exons. The record is from RefSeq and is a predicted model, not a curated record. Bases 81 to 2996 code for a protein of 971 amino acids. NCBI's taxonomy places the organism in Eukaryota, Fungi, Ascomycota, Sordariomycetes, Sordariales, Sordariaceae.